UGUGUGUUUCUUCUCUCUCUCUCUCUCUCUCUGUAUAUAUAUAUAGAGCACCAUUCUUACAUGCUGUGUGUCUUGCAAUCACCAGAUUUCCUUUCACAUCUAUCAUCUCUAUAUUAAAAUCUAGUAAUAUAUAUAUAUAUAUAUAUAUAUACAUAUCUAUUCUCUUUGAUCAAAUUCAAAAAAAAAAAAAUGGGUUUUCUUUCUUCUAGGAUUUUGCUUCUCUUUCUGGGUUUCUCUUUUGUCAUCUCUUCUCUUGCAGUCCCUACGACCAGAAGCCUCAAGUCAACUCGAGAAAACCCCUCAUCAUCGGUCCAAGAUUUGCUCACUCAGGAUUUGGAUUUUGGAGAAGAGCAACUUGAUUUGAUAGAAGGGGAUAUGAAUGGAAGAAUGGACUUGGAAAGCCAAGACUAUCCAGGAACUGGAGCAAACAAUCAUCAUGAUCCAAAAACCCCAGGAAGAGCUUAAUUGAAAAAGGAAAAAGAGAAAUUUAUUCACGUGCAAAUCAAGAAUUGAAAGAAAAGAAGAAGGAGUUGGUUUGGGUUUGGGUGUGGGUUUGGGUUUGGGUUUGGGUUUGUGUUUAUGAAGGAUAUUUGUUAAUUUGGUUAUAAUAUUCUCUUCAUACAUUAUUAUAUGAAGGGGAUGUUUGUCUGUUUGUUUGUUAUUUGGAGUGUAUUAAUCAGUAAUCUAACUUUUCUUUAAUUAUUAAGAGUAGAGGUAGAAGGAAAGGAAGGACUUAGCAGUGUGGGUUUAAUUAAUGAACUUUGGGAGGUGCAAAUUGUAAUUUUUAUAUUAUUAAAUUGGAUGUAAGUAAUAUAUGAUGAUGUGAUGUUUGGCUUCGCUUUGCUAGUGAAGUGGCAAAUUGUUGCCUUAAAAAA
Jatropha curcas is the source of this 875-nucleotide messenger RNA. The record is from RefSeq and is a predicted model, not a curated record. Lineage: Eukaryota; Viridiplantae; Streptophyta; Magnoliopsida; Malpighiales; Euphorbiaceae.